Molecule: messenger RNA, 2676 nt
Organism: Photinus pyralis (common eastern firefly)
Lineage: Eukaryota; Metazoa; Arthropoda; Insecta; Coleoptera; Lampyridae
Gene: phtf
Product: putative homeodomain transcription factor
Exons: 10
Coding region: 193-2493 (766 amino acids)
Cellular component (GO): endoplasmic reticulum
Source: RefSeq, a predicted model, not a curated record
UGAUUUGACUAUUGUUACUGUCAAAUUUUACGUUAGCAAUGUUUGAAUUUUAAAAACAUUUAUCUUUUAAUUGAAAUUGAAUAUAAAACCUUGUUCGUUCUUCAAUUUUUAAAAAAUCUCCGAAAUAUUAAGAAAUUGAGUACGUUUUAAUCAUAAAUAAUCCUGCUCAACUUUUCGAUAACAAGGUUAUAAAUGGGUAUAGAUCAAUUUAUUGGAUGGUAUCAAAAAAAGAUAGGAACGUAUGACAGACAGCUGUGGGAGAAAACAAUUGAACAACGUAUACACCACGGCUUAACCGAUAUUCGGUUUCCGAAAAAUUCAAUUCAUUUAAAAUCGACGAACGCCAAAGAAAGGGAUGAUUGUGAAGCAGAUUUAAAAAUGAAAUCCUUAAAAACAGAAUUUAUUGAUAUUGAUUUGGUUCGAGGUUCCUCAUUUACGAAAGCAAAACCUAAGCAUGGGAUUAUAACUGUUGUGAGACUUGCUAGUUUACGAUUUUUGUUGCUACCAUUGUACUCUAAGUGGUGGGUACAACAGACAUCGGGGAAGAUAUUUUUAUUGUUGUUAAGUCUCUAUAUUCUGCAAUUAUUUAAUAUUGCAGUUUAUUCUUAUAAUACGAGUAAACUGUCUGAUGAUUCUACGGAGUAUGUUCCUUGCACAGAAAUUGUGGUACCUGUGAUAAUGAUGUGGGUUCUUAGUUUUAUUCACUCACAAAUUAUGGCCACACAAUCCGACCAUCACCCGCCAAGUCAAACUCAAAAACGUAAAAAUUUUAGGCGACGACGCAAAAGUAAAAUUCCUCUCAUAACCAGAUCCUUUUUUGAUUGUAACAAUCAAAAGCAUAGGAGCAAAGAUUCUAAUGAAAAGGGUGAGACUGGAAAGACUGUUGUUUUUCAAGAGCACAUAUGUACUCCGCAGUCGGGAGUAGAGGAUAUAUUAUUUGAUCAUGGAUUUGAAAGCUUUAAAACUGCUGAAUCUAUUGGGGACUGCAGGGUUAGAAAAAAUACAAAAUAUCACAGUACUAACACAAUUGAUAGUAAUGGUAAUAAUGGAUCUGAAAGUGAUAUUAGUCAUGACGAAAAUCAGCAAACUAUUAAUGUAAUGGAUGAAAAGCUUUCUAGGCAAUUGAAUCAUGGGCGUAGCGAAAGGAGACAUCUCAGGUCCAUUGGGAAGUUAAAGUUAAUUAAUUCUACAGGAAAGGAGGGGGACAGGAUGUCUCCAGAUUCGCAAGGAGAGAGCACAUCUUGGGAUAGCGAAGAGGAUGAAACUAUUUCAUCCCCUGAUGUUGGAGAAACGGCAGCAUCUGCAACAGAAUGGAUGGGAGUAACUACGAACACUGAAGAUUGCAGUUACAGCUCAGAACCAACUUGUACUUCUGAGUAUGAACCGUCCGAUGUUGAUAAUCAUAUGUGGGACACUUCAUGUGCACCCACUGCGAUACUAAGCCCUUGUUGUGCACUUUCAGAUAAAGUGAGUUGUACCAUAUGGAAAAAACACGAAAUCAAAAAGGUGGAGUUAUCAGUAUUUGAUAUUAGUUGCCAAAUUAUUGCAAGGGUUGAAGAAAUGGCCGAGAGUAUGGACUAUUUUUACAUAGGCGUUCUAUAUGCACUUAUACUGGCACUUUUACCGUCACUAUUCCGCCUGCGCAAUACCACAGUUGAUCCUGCUUUGUCCAGUGAAAUCCAGUUAACUGUUGUUGAACUAUCAAGCAUUGUAUUAGAAAAGCUUUCCGGAUCAAUGAUUGCCAUCAUUGACGCGGCUCUUGGUCAUUCGUUAUGGGAACGUACGGUUAUGGUAGUUGCAUUAUUACAACGUUUUAUACUUGCAACAAUGUUUUUCUUUUUAUUAAGUGUGGCGGAACGUACCUUUAAACAACGAUUUUUGUAUGCUAAGUUGUUCUCUCAUUUAACAUCGUCAAGAAGAGCGCGAAAAUCUCAGCUGCCACACUUUCGGCUAAAUAAAGUACGCAAUAUAAAGACUUGGUUGUCAGUACGUUCGUAUUUAAAGAAAAGGGGACCUCAAAGAUCUGUUGACAUGAUCGUUUCUUCGACGUUUAUUAUAAAUUUGCUUCUCAUAUUUUUCUUCAGUAUGGAAAUCUUAAAGGACUCAUCCGCUCUACAGUCUCAGUAUAAUAUUGAAGCAUUAUUUUGGUGCUUCGGUUUAGGAAGUCUCCUUUUACGAUUCAUGACUCUAGGCACAAAGAUCAAUCGUAAAUAUCGUAGCAAUUUGUCUAUUCUGAUCACAGAGCAAAUAAAUCUGUAUUUACAAAUCGAACAAAAACCCCAUAAGAAAGACGAAUUAAAUGUUGCCAAUAGUGUAUUAAAACUCGCAGCAGAUUUACUAAAGGAAUUGGAAGCACCAUUCAAAAUAUCUGGAUUUUCAGCCAAUCCUCAUCUGUAUACCAUCACAAAAGUAUUUGUUUUGUCAGCAUUAUCAGGUGUAUUAUCUGAGAUGUUGGGCUUUAAAUUAAAGUUGCAUAAAAUUAAAAUUAAGUAAAUUUAGUUUAUAAUACUGUAUUGUUAUAUUUUUGAACAAAUGAUCUCUGUGAAGUUGUAUUUUACACUUAGUUAUAGACUUUUUUCUUAAUUACUACAAACUAGACAUAAUAGAAAACAAGAUGUAAGUAUUGAGAUUGACCAGCAUGUUAAAAAGUAUCAAAUAUAUAGAUACAGCUCUCUA